GCCGGCCCCUGCGCAGCCCCCCGGGGACGCGGCGGCCCGGGCGUCGGUCAGCAACGGCGAGGACGCGGGCCGGGAGCGGGAGCUGGUGGAGCUGAAGAUCGUCUGGAACAAGACCAAGCACGACGUGAAGGUGCCUCUGGACAGCACGGGCUCCGAGCUGAAGCAGAGGAUCCACUCCAUCACAGGACUCCCGCCUGCCAUGCAGAAGGUCAUGUAUAAGGGGCUCGUCCCUGAAGAUAAGACGUUGAGGGAAAUAAAAGUGACCAGUGGGGCCAAGAUCAUGGUGGUUGGCUCCACGAUAAAUGAUGUUUUAGCAGUAAAUACGCCCAAAGAUGCUUCGCAGCAGGAUGCAAAGGCCGAAGAGAACAAGAAGGAGCCUCUCUGCAGGCAGAAACAACACAGGAAAGUGUUGGAUAAAGGAAAACCUGAAGAUGUGAUGCCUUCUGUUAAGGGUGUCCAGGAGCGCCUGCCUGCGGUACCUCUGUCCGGCAUGUACAAUAAGUCUGGAGGAAAAGUGCGGCUCACUUUUAAGCUAGAACAAGACCAGCUGUGGAUCGGCACUAAAGAACGGACUGAGAAAUUGCCCAUGGGCUCCAUUAAAAAUGUGGUCAGUGAGCCUAUCGAAGGACACGAAGACUACCACAUGAUGGCGUUUCAGUUGGGCCCCACGGAGGCCUCUUACUACUGGGUGUACUGGGUCCCGACGCAGUAUGUGGAUGCAAUCAAAGACACUGUGCUGGGCAAGUGGCAGUAUUUUUGAAAGCACUUUCACCUCUGGCCCAGGAGACUGACCCAAAGCGAAGGACGUUGUGGGAGAGGCCUGCAGCACCCUGGAUUUCAGAGUUCUGGAACUUGGUUCACAAAACAAUCUCCAUUCAGCCUGAGGCGAUGCGGUGACUGAAGCCAGAGGUGAUGUACUUUCACCAUUAGCUUAAUUUUAACUUAAAAUCACCAGUCCCUUUCUCGCAGUCAGCUUCGUACCAUUUUUAAAGUCAGCACCGUGGAAAUGAAUAAAUCUGAAUUCCGAACCUGUUGUGUGGAAUACUCUACAGUCUGUGUGAGAGUAGAGCUGCCAGUUAAUGUCGAGAAGGGAAUCAUCAGAAGCUUGUGUUACUGUUUUUUGCUUUAAAAAAAUCAUAUCAACAGAAAUAUUUUCAUAAAUCUUUGGUUGCAAGCAUUUGGACUGCGUUGUGCUAAGUUGGGGCGUUUUUUCCUUUUUCUUCCUUGAUGUAAAUUGUAUGCAAAAUGGGGGUUUUAGUAAGCCAUAUUUUCCUGUCCAUUGUUUCAGAUUUAAUGCUCUCCCUUUGUUAAUUUUCUCACUUCCCCUAGAUUUGAGUUUUUAUUUUCAAAACCCAAAGACACCAGUUCCUCUUUUGGUACCUCGCCCGCGCCUCCCUGCCCGGCCGCCUCGCCGCUGCUUGGGCGUGCGCGGGGGCGAGGCGGGCGCGAGGCCGGGUCGGGAGCGCUCACCUGGCCGCGGGUUCGCAGAGCGGCGGCGAAGCUCGCGAGGGACUCCUGUCCGCACGUCUCGCCCUCUGGACCCCAGCUUCUCAGGAGUCCGCCGGGCUGCUCCGGAGCCCCCGCUGCGGGGCGAGCAGGUGGAAGACGACUGACACAGCCAUAUCGCCACAGGUCCAGAGACCGCUUUUCUUUGGAGGUUUUCCAGAAGUUCUUAAGCAGUCCACUGGUUAUUUCAGCUCUGCGGCUCCAUCCGGUCCUUCUGCUCCCGCUUGAGUUCAAGUGUCCUUUAUCCCAGGUGCAGAGGCGCCGCCUCUGUCAGGACAAGACUCCGGGCCGGUGGGUUGGCCCGUGGUGUCCGAACAGCAGAAGUGGGAUAAGUUGCUUUCAUGAUGAGCUCACCUUCUGGUUUUAGCCCUUGCGUUCUUUGUACACGUGAACUUCUGUCGUCUCCUCGUGACUCGAUGGACUCUGAGAUAAGGGACAGUCUCAGUGGGUGGUACCCUUUGUGCUGUUCGCUGUUCCUCUGCUGCUGUCUUUGCAAUUCUCCUCUCCGUGGUCGCAGGCUCUCGUAGUAAGGUUUGGCAAGAAAUCCUCCCCCCUCACACCUCGGAUUCUAAGCUGUCGGCCCCUCGUUCUGUGCACCGUGAGCAUGUGUUCCUCUACGACGACUGUUCCUUGUGAGCCAGUGGACGAUAUUCUGUGCCCUUCCCUUCUAAGCUGUAGUUCAGGAAUCCGGCCCAUGUAGACAGACUCUUGCUUUUCGUGGUGUAGUCAGUGCCAAGUUACGCACCUGGGCGAGAAAACCCACUCUGCUUCUUUGGGGCACGAGUGCGUAUGUGGAGUCCGGCGUCCAGGAAGCCGCCUGUUCUCAGCCCUCGAGAAAGGAGGAGCCCUUGUGCCUUCCGUUCUCGGUGGCCUGCGGUUCUUGCGGGGGAAGAGUGCAUCUUGGCUACUCGUCCCGGCCUCCCGUGGGGAGCAGGUCUGCAGAAGGUCAGGCAGCAGCUGAAUACUGCCCUUGUCGUUUGCCAAUGUCAUUGUCCUAAAGACUUGUCCGGCAGUGCCAACGCCCACUUCGGUCUCCCAGAGCAGGUUUUUCUGUCCCCAGGUUGGCCUGAAGCCCCCGUCAGCCUCCCUUGCUCCCUGCGUGGCUCCCAGCCGCCCCUGCCACCCCUGCCGCCCCUGCCUCUUGGCGAGCGCGUGUGCCGUGCCCUCCCUGCCGCCCGAGAGCCACACUGCUGCUCACUCAGGCUGGUGUCGCUUCAGGAGGACCAAAGCCUGUGUGAGCCUUUUUCAUUUUCAGUAAAAUGGUGCUUUUUUCCUUACUUCAAGAUACUACAUAUACAUCAUAAUGUACACGACAUCCUUGUAUGGAGCUGUUUGAAGUUGCUUGGAAGAGCUCAUUGAAUCUGCUCUCGCAGCCUUGAGCUCUGGCUCCUGACCCCGGCCACGUGGAAGGGCCCGGCUGGAAGCUCGAGGGACAGCGCAGGCACAGCCCCAGGCGCCCGCGGGAGAAGUGUCUCACAUCCACGUUGGGUCUCCGCAGUAUUCACGAUCUUGUCCUUACAUCCUGUGGGCAGUCAGUCUCUGUAUAUUUCUGACCGUCUGGAGUUUACUGACUAAAUCUGUGUGAGCAAAUUGAAAUACUCUUCCCUUCAGGUAGCACCGUAGGGUUUAUUUUUCCUCAGGAUUAUUUCUGUACAGUUUCGUCACUGUCAGUUUAUAGGGGACAGGGCUCCCCUCCCUGUGGCAGGGGCUCCUGGGAGGCAGAGGGGGAGCUGCCUGCGCGCAGGGCCGCUGCUUCCCCCCUGCCCUCUCCCUCCCUGCGGCAGCGGCACCCUUCCCGGCAGGUCAGAGGGCAGGGUGCGAGCUGCUGGCACUGCGCUGAAGGAUUCUAAUCUGGUAGGCCUCCUGCAGGGAGUGUCUGCUCUCUUUAAAUGAAGUUCAAGCGAGUUAAGGAUGCACUUUCUUACAAUCUUGUCGACAGAAUGGGGCCCAGGUGAGACCCUUAGCAGGCUCUUAGUUGCUGCUCUGCCUUGUAAGGGCCAAAGGGACUAGCUCCGCCACUGCUCAGAGAAGCUGCCACGGCCACCGGAAGGGCCUGGCCCCGGGCCGUCCAGCCGCGUGCCUGGGGGCCGAGCGCGCCCCUGGCCCUUGCUUGCUCCUGCCUGCCGUCCUGGGCGGGGCGGCCCCUGGCCUAGGGCGGAGUCGCCUGCCGGGUCCUCUGUGACGGGCUCUAGCGGCCUCUGCCCUCUGCGAGGUCCGGGGGCGGUCAGGAGCCCUGGGGCGCAGACACCCGCUAGUUACCUGCCCGGCCGGGUGGUUUUCCUGCUCUCUGACUUUCCAACAACCUUUUUCUUCCCGAAAGAGUUCUGCAGUUAUUUGACAAAUACAUGUACGUAUCACGUUUCCUUGUGGUGUAUGCUCUGUUCUGGUUUGUUUUGAAAUCAAAUGCCUGUCUGGGAGGAGGAGAACGUAUGUAGUCUAUUAGAUUUGCGCUGCUGGAUUUUUUUAAAAAGUAUAACCUUGAUUAGCUGUCUUUAUUGUUCAUUCUGUAAGAUUAGUCUAUCAAUUAAAGUUUGAUAAUUAC
Messenger RNA from Chinchilla lanigera (long-tailed chinchilla), 4048 nucleotides. It is a transcript of the gene Ubfd1, whose product is annotated as ubiquitin family domain containing 1. Lineage: Eukaryota; Metazoa; Chordata; Mammalia; Rodentia; Chinchillidae. The record is from RefSeq and is a predicted model, not a curated record. Gene Ontology annotation, molecular function: cadherin binding; RNA binding.